This is a messenger RNA of Menidia menidia (Atlantic silverside), 279 nucleotides long. The record is from the annotation of a GenBank genome assembly. NCBI's taxonomy places the organism in Eukaryota, Metazoa, Chordata, Actinopteri, Atheriniformes, Atherinopsidae.
AUGGGGCGAAAGAAGAUACAGAUCGCCAGAAUCAUGGAUGAGAGGAACAGGCAGGUUACCUUCACAAAGAGGAAGUUUGGCUUGAUGAAGAAGGCCUACGAGCUGAGUGUACUAUGUGACUGUGAGAUAGCCCUCAUCAUUUUCAACAGCUCUAACAAACUGUUCCAGUACGCUAGCACAGACAUGGACAAAGUGUUGCUGAAAUACACAGAGUACAACGAACCCCACGAGAGCAGAACCAACUCUGACAUUGUAGAGCAUAAUAAAUAUGAUUUAUGA